AUGUCUUUAAACGGCAAUUCUAAUGGUAAUGAUAUUUGUGUGUCGGGAAUGUCGGGUCGGUUCCCCCUCUCAGAUACUACGGAUGAGUUCGCAAAGAAUCUGUUCUCAGGCGUGGAUAUGGUUACCGAUGAUGACAGUCGAUGGCCAUUAGGAAUGUUUGAUAUGUCUAAUCGUAUGGGAAAGAUUCAGAAUUACCAGAGCUUUGACAACGGAUUCUUUGGGCUUCCGAAUGAUAUGUUGGAAGAGCUCGACCCGCAGUCCCGGUUGCUUCUGGAGGUGUCAUAUGAAUCGAUGUUGGACUCAGGUGUUAACCCGCAAUCUCUACGUGGUUCAAACACCGGGGUCUAUGUGGGCCUUACCAUCUAUAAAAAUUGCGACGGAUUUCCUGAUGACGUGCACCCGGAUGUGGACGGAUCGUUGCAAACGACAAUUUUUCAAACAUUGUUUGAAGCAAAAAAUCUCUACGCGAGCCGUAUAUCGUUUGUUAACGACUUAAAAGGACCGACUUUUAUGGUGGACACCGCCUGUUCAUCCAGUCUGUCCGCAAUGACACUGGCCUAUAAUGACCUGUUGUUGGACAAUACGGAUGCGGCGAUAGUGUGCGGCACUCAUAUGGUGUUCGAGCCGUUCAUCAAUCAGUUCCAGCAGGAGUUGGGAUUGUGUUCGCCGAGAGGUGUAUCCGCAGUGUUUGACGAGUCGGCCGACGGUUACGUCAAGUCAGAGGCCGUGUGCUGUCUGUUCUUACAGCGCCGUCGGAAGGCCCGACGUGUGUACGCACAGGUGGUGUCCGCGCGAGUGAAUGUUGACGGGUAUAAAAAGAUGGGAAUGUUUUUUCCGUCCGCCGAAUCUCAGGCAGAACUCAUGCGAAAGACCUGUAAGGCUGCGAAGGUUGACCCGACACAAGUGACUUAUGUUGAAACACACGGAACAGGUACUAAGGUGGGUGACCCGCAAGAGGUUAAGGCGAUAUACAACGCGUACUGUGAGGGCCGGACUGAGCCCUUGCCGUUGGGGGCGUUGAAGAGCAAUAUGGGUCAUCCGGAGGGCAGCUCUGGGGUCUCAGCACUAGUGAAAGUGCUGAUUGCAUACGAGAAUGAAUGUUUAGCGGCGGUGAACAACUUUGGUAUCGGCGGUGCGAACGCACACGUAUUGCUCGAACCGAACCAUAAGUUGGGAACGAGUGAUGGCUUUCUAAUCGCGGAAACGAUUCCCAGAAUUGUUAACAUUUGCGGCCGAACUGAAGAUGCGGUCAAAUAUGUGAUGGAUUUCAUACAAAACAACCCAAAGGGAGUGACGAAUGACUUUUUGGCACUUUUGGCACAGACUAUGAAAUACACGCCUAAUGUUAACUCAUCGGGAAUGCCGUUUAGGGGUUCACUGAUAUUAAAGAAAGUGUCGGAAGAAAACAAUGAAAUAAACUACGAAUACAAGAGACAAAUGGGAGUAAUGAAAGGCAAGAGCGCUCGACCCCUAUGGCUACUGUUCCCGGGUUUGGGCGGUCAGUGGCCGGCAAUGGCUGCAGCUUUGAUGCCAAUCAAGAUAUUUGCCGAUAAAGUGGAAGAAUGCCAUCAAAUACUACACGAAUUCGGUGUCGAUUUGAAACACAUGUUGUUAUCAGAAGACAAGACAUCGAUGUCUACAAUGACUGCAAAGUUCUGUUCGACGACUGCUAUAGAGAUAGCAUUGUUUGAAGUGAUGAAAGCGCUGGACAUCACACCCGACGACAAACUCAAAGAUCUGCCCACAGAUGCUAUUAUACUAGAGUUGGGUCCGCACUCUAUAUUCCCUAAAGUGGUGUCCGAAACGCUGGACAACUCGACGUACGUAUCAUUAAUCAAGAGAAACGCAAACGACACUAAUUUGGAAACAUUUAUGGCUGGAUUGGCCACUCUAUACGAGUCGGGAGUCAAUCUGUCCAUUGAAAAGCUAUACCCAGUGGUUGAGUGGCCGGUCGCCCGAAACACACAGUCCAUCAGUUCGCUCAUGCGUUGGGAUCACAGCCGGAAGUUUGAGCACCGACUCUAUCCGCAAAAGUACUGUCGACUCACAGCCGGUGAUUACAAUUUCACUGUCGACGCGUCAAUGCAUCAAUCUCACGCAUUCUACCUUGAUCACGCCGUCGAUGGCAACGUUCUCUUCCCGGCCACCGGCUAUUUAAUGCUCGCGUGGCGUAAACUGGCUGUCAGUAGGGGUAAGGCGUGGUAUCAGUUGCCCGUUAUUUUUGAGAACGUUCAGCUCAAACGCGCCGUCUUUUUGAAUGAUGUCAACAAAACUAACCUCAGAGUCAAAUAUUUUCCAAACACUGACGAGUUCUGUGUGUUAGAGAACGAUAACGUGUGUGUUGUGGGCAAAGUGCGGACUCCGGACGACGAGGUCUUACUCACGCCUAACGCUAUACUCGAGAGACAGAAACUGAUGGCCAGUACU
Medioppia subpectinata is the source of this 2427-nucleotide messenger RNA. The record is from the annotation of a GenBank genome assembly. NCBI's taxonomy places the organism in Eukaryota, Metazoa, Arthropoda, Arachnida, Sarcoptiformes, Oppiidae.